AUGUACGCUUACUUGAUAGUUUCCAUACUUCUAAUUCACUCAUGCAAUUGUGGUUCGAAAUCAUCAUCAUCUCCUGAGUGUAAAAAACAAAAAAAUGCCCUUGCGAGAUUUUGGGGAAUGUUAGAAACACUUGUUGGUCUUAUUUGUUCCAUAACUGGAAUAUGGAACACGUGGAAUGAUUGGAAAGUAAUCAACGGUACAUCUACAGCAGCAACUUCACAAAGUGAUUUAUAUUUCAUAUGUUUGGUUCAUGAACAACAGAACACUUGUUGGUCUCAUUUGUUCCAUAACUGGAAUAUGGAACACGUGGAAUGA
Messenger RNA from Schistosoma turkestanicum, 315 nucleotides. NCBI's taxonomy places the organism in Eukaryota, Metazoa, Platyhelminthes, Trematoda, Strigeidida, Schistosomatidae. The record is from the annotation of a GenBank genome assembly.